Notolabrus celidotus (New Zealand spotty) is the source of this 2673-nucleotide messenger RNA. It is a transcript of the gene hspa8, whose product is annotated as heat shock protein 8. The record is from RefSeq and is a predicted model, not a curated record. The transcript has 9 exons. Bases 494 to 2446 code for a protein of 650 amino acids. Gene Ontology annotation, molecular function: heat shock protein binding; ATP binding; misfolded protein binding. Lineage: Eukaryota; Metazoa; Chordata; Actinopteri; Labriformes; Labridae. Gene Ontology annotation, cellular component: nucleus; cytosol; plasma membrane. Gene Ontology annotation, biological process: protein refolding; vesicle-mediated transport; cellular response to unfolded protein.
ACAUGAUGAAAACGCAGAGAAGGAUUUAUUUUGCUCCGAUAACGACUACACCCCGGUGAGUUUGCUGUGUAACCAUGUCUUAGCGCCACUUGUAAUCCUCAAAGGAAGUAAAGCUCUCUCUAGUGCUUACAGACACAAAAUAUCCUGCGAUGGAUUGGAAAUUACUUCAUGACAGAGCACGCGGUUUAAGGUCGACGAAGAUCCCGGACCAUGCGGUCUUUGUCUAUGGGGGAUCUUUCGCAGCGAUUACGAAAUGCAGAUGAAACAGGAAGUAGGGCGACCGAUCGUCUACGUCAUCAAAUACACUAACUAUCAUUGGUCGAGCGCCAGAGACAGACUUCAGAGUCACGACGUCUGAUUGGCUGCGUUGCCGGUCAUAUAUAAAGAUCCAGACUCUAUCCUACUUCCUUUCCAUUCUUCUGCCGGCAAGGACACAAACCUCGUUGCUGUCCAUUCCAACCCAACACCCCAAAGUCACCCUCAACCCGGAAACAUGUCCAAGGGACCAGCAGUUGGUAUUGACCUUGGGACCACCUACUCCUGUGUUGGUGUUUUCCAGCAUGGGAAGGUUGAAAUCAUUGCCAAUGACCAGGGAAACAGAACCACACCCAGCUAUGUUGCCUUCACAGACAGUGAGAGGCUCAUUGGAGAUGCAGCCAAGAACCAGGUUGCAAUGAACCCCACCAACACAGUCUUUGACGCCAAACGUCUGAUUGGCCGCAGGUUUGAUGAGAACGUUGUGCAGUCAGACAUGAAGCACUGGCCAUUUAAUGUCAUCAAUGACAACACUCGUCCCAAGGUCCAAGUAGAGUACAAGGGUGAGUCCAAGUCCUUCUACCCAGAAGAAAUCUCAUCUAUGGUGCUGACCAAAAUGAAGGAAAUCGCUGAAGCCUACCUUGGAAAAACUGUCAACAAUGCUGUAAUUACGGUGCCUGCCUACUUCAACGACUCCCAGCGCCAGGCCACCAAGGAUGCCGGCACAAUCUCUGGCCUUAAUGUUCUGCGUAUCAUCAAUGAACCAACCGCUGCUGCCAUUGCCUAUGGAUUGGAUAAGAAGGUUGGGUCAGAAAGGAACGUCCUCAUUUUCGAUCUUGGUGGUGGCACCUUUGAUGUGUCCAUCUUGACCAUUGAGGAUGGUAUCUUUGAGGUCAAGUCCACCGCUGGAGAUACUCAUCUUGGUGGGGAAGAUUUCGACAACCGCAUGGUCAACCACUUUAUUGCAGAAUUCAAGAGAAAGUACAAAAAGGACAUCAGUGACAACAAGAGAGCUGUCCGUCGUCUGCGCACCGCCUGUGAAAGGGCAAAGCGCACCUUGUCUUCCAGCACUCAGGCCAGCAUUGAAAUCGACUCCCUGUAUGAGGGAGUUGACUUCUACACCUCCAUCACCAGGGCUCGUUUUGAGGAGCUCAAUGCCGACCUCUUCCGUGGCACCCUUGACCCUGUUGAGAAGUCCCUCCGUGAUGCCAAGAUGGAUAAAGGACAGAUUCAUGACAUUGUGCUGGUUGGUGGCUCCACCCGUAUCCCCAAGAUCCAGAAGCUGCUCCAGGACUUCUUUAACGGAAAGGAGCUGAACAAGAGCAUCAACCCAGAUGAGGCUGUGGCUUAUGGAGCUGCUGUCCAGGCCGCCAUCCUGUCUGGAGACAAGUCUGAGAAUGUGCAAGACUUGCUGCUCCUUGACGUCACCCCUCUGUCUCUGGGUAUUGAAACUGCUGGCGGUGUCAUGACUGUCCUGAUCAAACGUAACACAACCAUUCCAACCAAGCAGACCCAGACCUUCACCACUUACUCCGACAACCAGCCUGGUGUGCUCAUUCAGGUGUACGAGGGUGAGCGUGCCAUGACCAAGGACAACAACCUGCUGGGCAAGUUUGAGCUGACUGGCAUUCCUCCUGCACCCCGCGGUGUUCCCCAGAUCGAGGUGACCUUCGAUAUUGAUGCAAACGGCAUUAUGAAUGUGUCUGCUGUAGACAAGAGCACUGGCAAGGAGAACAAGAUCACCAUCACCAAUGACAAGGGUCGUCUCAGCAAGGAGGACAUCGAGCGCAUGGUGCAGGAAGCCGAGAAGUACAAGGCUGAGGAUGACGUCCAGCGUGACAAAGUGUCUUCUAAGAACGGCCUGGAGUCCUAUGCUUUCAACAUGAAGUCUACUGUGGAGGAUGAGAAGCUUGCCGGCAAGAUCAGCGAUGAUGACAAGCAGAAGAUCCUGGACAAAUGCAACGAGGUCAUCAGCUGGCUCGACAAGAACCAGACUGCUGAGAGGGAUGAGUAUGAGCAUCAGCAGAAAGAGCUGGAGAAGGUUUGCAACCCAAUCAUUACCAAGCUGUACCAGAGCGCAGGUGGCAUGCCUGGAGGUAUGCCAGAGGGUAUGCCAGGUGGCUUCCCUGGAGCCGGUGGUGCAGCUCCCGGUGGUGGAUCCUCCGGACCAACCAUUGAGGAGGUCGAUUAAACCAUUCCAUCAGUUCUUCUCAGAUGUUUCCAAGAAAGUAACCCUCAUAGCACAAGUAACAACAAGCUAUUGAGUGUAAUAAAACUUAAAAAAUGGGUUCAGGAAGCACUUUUAUUGUACGGUUUGACACAACUGGCACCAACUUGAGUGGGCACGGUGAAGCUGUGAGUUAAAAUGUUUUGUAUGCAAAGAUGUUUGUUUCAAAUAAAAUAAAUCUUGUGACCCUA